Molecule: messenger RNA, 591 nt
Organism: Dreissena polymorpha
Lineage: Eukaryota; Metazoa; Mollusca; Bivalvia; Myida; Dreissenidae
Product: TATA-binding protein-associated factor 2N-like
Exons: 3
Coding region: 1-591 (196 amino acids)
Source: RefSeq, a predicted model, not a curated record
AUGCCACUUACUGCUUUUGACGCCUUGGCGGAGCUCGCAUUCCUGCUGCUUGAGGUUCAAGUCUCUAACUCAGGUUCCAAUUUGCUGCAUGCGCCCUGCACCAGGUCAGGGGUCAGUGUAGAAGCCAGGUCAGGGGCCACAGUGGGAGACGUGGGCUCAGGAAAGUCCUACGACAGGAACGACCAGUCCUAUGACAGUAACCUCCACAACUAUGACAGAAUCCACCAGUCCUACGACAGAAACCACCAGUCCUACGACAGAAACCACCAGUCCUACGGCAGUAACCACCAGUCCUACGACAGUAACCUGCACAACUAUGACAGAAUCCACCAGUCCUACGACAGUAACCUCCACAACUAUGACAGAAACCACCAGUCCUACGACAGAAACCACCAGUCCUACGACAGAAUCCACCAGUCCUACGACAGUAACCACCAGCCGUGCGACAGUAACCUCCACAACUAUGACAGAAUCCACCAGUCCUACGACAGAAACCACCAGUCCUACGACAGAAACAACUAUUCCUACGACAGUAACCAACAGUCCUACGACAGCAACCACCAGUCCUACGACAGAAACCACCAGUCGUAA